GUAAUCAAUCACCACGAUUUUACUUUUUAUUUUUUAAGAUAGAAAUAUAGAAAGGACUGGAUAGUGGAAUAGUGGAUACGAAAGUAGACGAUCGAAAAAGCCUAAUCACCUGGCUUAUUAAUCUUUUAUCUAUGACCUAUACUUCAAGUUCCCGCAGUAGGAAAGAUACCCGCCUGUUUGUUUCCGGCUUGUAGUCUUUACCUAAUUAUUAAUUAAUGAAUCAUGUUGAAACUUUGAGAGUCUGAAACUAAUUGUGAAAUCAAGUUUUGUCAAAACGUAUUAGGUUCUAUUGAGUUAUUUAAACGUGUAUUCAAUAUUCAACAUUAAUCUUAUAUAAUAUUUAUCCUAACUACUAAGUAUAAUGAAACUCAGUAUUUUCACUUUAAAUAUAUGAGACAAAUAUAAUUUUAGGGGUUUGAAAUUUGCAGCCAAAGAUCGUAAUGCUCGAGUACGAGCAUUAGCUGACAGUUUAACAAACAAUGGAUAUGAUGUUGUGUGCUUACAGGAAUUAUGGUGCGAAGAUGAUUACAAAUACUUAAAAGCAUCUUGUGACAAUGUAUUUAAAUACAUACAUUAUUUCCACAGUGGCAUGUUAGGAUCAGGAAUGUGCAUCAUGUCACGUUAUCCAAUAAUUGAUCACCAUUACCACUCGUUUAUUUUGAAUGGUUAUUCACAUAUGUUUUGGCAUGGAGAUUGGUUUGGUGGAAAAGGCAUUGGCCUGUGCCGUCUCAAUGUCAAAGGCUUUAUUGUAGAUGUAUACACUACACAUUUACAUGCUUGUUAUAAUGCAUCAAAUGAUAAAUACACAAUUCACAGAAUACUACAAGCUUUUGAAACUGCAAAUUUAAUACGUAUUACAUCUGCUGGUUCUGAUUUAGCAGUUUUAGCUGGUGAUCUCAAUUCUAGUCCAAAUGACAUUUGCUAUAAAUUAGUAUGUUUGGGUGCAAACAUGAUGGACUCUUAUUCAGCGUGUUUAAACAAUAGUAUUGAGUAUACUUACAGUCAUCCUCAAAAUUCAUACAAAGAUGCUAAUGAAAUAAAUGAUCGUAUUGAUUUUAUACUGUACAAAUUUAAUGAAAAGAAUUUAGUGGUUGUAAAUGAACAUAGACAUUCAUUACCACAUCGCGUUCCUGGACAAGAUUUCAGUUACUCAGAUCAUGAACCAAUUGAAGCAGUGUUUGAAAUAUCAGCAAAUAUAAGUAUUGAAAGAAAUAUUUCUAAGAAUUUUGGCUUGAAAUUUGAAAAUGAAUUUCGGAACGUUUUAAAUACUUCUCUGAAUAUCUGUAAUGAAAGAGCUGUAAUAAAUCCAUUAAUAUCAUCAUGGUAUCUUGUAUUUGCAAUCAUUUGUAUAAUAUUUAGUAUAUAUUUGGAUCUAGUACUAUAUACUGAUACCAUUGUUAUUACUACUUUAUUUAUUGUCUUCAUCAUGUGGAUUUAUAACUUGGUUACAAAAUUGACAGAACAAAAUUGUGUUCUCGGAUUUCGUCAUCGUAUAGAAACAUUAUUUUAUAAUCAAUGAGACAGAAUGUUUUUUUCAUAAUAUACAGGGUUGAGAUACAUGUAACAGAUAGCGCUGACAGAUUUAAUUAACUAACUACAUAAUAUAUUUUAUUCUAGUUUAUAUUUUUGAAGUUCAAUUAUGAUUAUUUUUAAUUAUUGACAUAUUAAAAAAAAAAAAUGUUUAUAUUUAUAAGUACAAAAGACUAAAGUUAUUACAUAAUUAAUUACACUUGUCAGUUAUUUCUGUUACAUCCUGCUUGCUUGUAAUUUUUCCUUUUUUUUUAAAUGCUUCAAACACAAUUUUAGAAUUAUUAACAUUAAAUAAGAAGUGACCUAAAUACCUCCUAAUUACUCAAAAAUGUAUUUAAUCAAUGAUAUAUGUUCUUAACUCUAAAUCAUUAUCAUUCCCUAGCUCUUAAUUUUUUUUUUUUUUUUAUUGAACUUGAGCCCGGCAACUGUGGCCAUUAGCUAUUAGUAAGUAUUGUAGGUUUGUAUUAUUGAUGGUUUGUAUUGUAUGUUUUUUUGGGACGGUAGGGGGGAACUCGUGUGUGAGCUCUUAAUUUGCAAUAGCUGUUAUUUUACGUUGUUAGUUAUUUAAUUAUGUUUAAUCAGUUAACUCAAUAUAAUGUUUUCAAAACAAUAUUUCAGUUUUAAUUAAAAUAUUAAAUUGUUUAACAAUACCUAGGUAGAUAGUAUCUAUAAUUAAUAAAUCUAGAUUUAUUUUUAUUCAAAAAUGUUUAAAGUAGGAACAUCGUGCUCGUACAUAUAUUGUAUAUUAAUCAGGGUAUUUGGACGUUUCCCUCUCGAGGAUUUUAGUGGCACUGGACUUCCUUCCCUCCCUGACUAAGGCAUUUCCUCCCUGAAUGAAUAUAUAUUUUUAUACACAUAAUAAUAGAUUGGAAAAUAGGUUCUUUGGUUUUACCCAAAAUAUAUGAUCAUUUAUCAACUAUCAUUAUUCACGUUGUGGAUUUAUUACCCAAAUUAAUGGUUAAUGAUUGAUAAACCAAAGUUAUGUAAAAGUAUUAUUGGACUAUAUUUAUACAUUAAUUUAUCAAUUUGUAUGAAUAUUUAAUGAAAAAUCUCGUAAACAGUACAUUUAUUUAUUUGUAUUUGUAAUUGGUAUUUGGUUUAAUGUUUAAUAUUUUUUUAAAUCUAUAUUAGUGAUUUUUGUAUUGUCAAUAGUGCUUUAAUCUAUUUUUGAAUUAUAUUAAUAUGUUUUAUUUAUUUAUUUAAUUAAAUUAUUAAUUUAUUAAUGUAUACAUUUAUUGAUUUGAAUUGCAUAUUAUUGCUUAAUAUUUUUACUUAUAAUGUUUUGUUAGGGGAGGAAAUGCCCUGUUGGGGGGGAUGUCUAAUGCAUCAAGGGGGAAAUGUUCUAGAUUUAUUCAUUAGUAAUAUAUAAUUUUUUUUCUAUUUUGUUAGAAUUGAAUGAUACCUAUAAUUGCUUAAUACAUGUGCUUUAACAAAUAAUAAAGUAUUACCUAAUAUUCAAUAUUA
This is a messenger RNA of Myzus persicae (green peach aphid), 2994 nucleotides long. It is a transcript of the gene nSMase, whose product is annotated as putative neutral sphingomyelinase. Gene Ontology annotation, cellular component: cytoplasm. The transcript has 7 exons. NCBI's taxonomy places the organism in Eukaryota, Metazoa, Arthropoda, Insecta, Hemiptera, Aphididae. Bases 590 to 1519 code for a protein of 309 amino acids. The record is from RefSeq and is a predicted model, not a curated record. Gene Ontology annotation, molecular function: sphingomyelin phosphodiesterase activity.